Molecule: messenger RNA, 1357 nt
Organism: Marchantia polymorpha subsp. ruderalis
Lineage: Eukaryota; Viridiplantae; Streptophyta; Marchantiopsida; Marchantiales; Marchantiaceae
Source: the annotation of a GenBank genome assembly
GUGAAGAUGAUACUGAAUGAAACGUCCCAAGGAGGUAUGCAUGAAGAGCUCAUCACAGCGGAGAUCUGCCAUCGACCUACGGCGGAACAACUGCUUCAAACGACACGUCGGUGAACCCUAUCUUCCUGAAGUUCGAAGUUACCGAAUACGUCAGACUCAAGCAGAUUGCAAUUUCUCAGAAGAAUCAAUCGAGUAUGUCUUGUUCUCUCUCCUUCCCUCCUUUCGUUUAAAUACGGGAGCUAUGUGAGAGGAUGGAUAGGUGUAAUGACACUUCUGUGUGCUUUUACUUCGAAACCAACCGUAAAGGCAUUCAAAUCCAUUUCUGUACUAUCAUCUGGACAUAUCUUAAAACUGUCAAUGAGCUAAGCAUGUGGUUUCAGCUUUAUGAUCCCAUGAGUUCCAACGACUGCUACCAUCUACUUGUCCUCCGAGUGUUUAUCCAGCGUGCGUGCCGUUCAAACAAUUUCUGCCUCGAGAUGAAUUUUACCCGGGUAUAAAAAGUCACUAUGGGCUGUAUUGGGCUUAUAAAUCAGCUGGAUGAAGCUUAUAACAAAGCUCUUAAUGAUACAAUAGCAGCUGCUCGGCUUUUAUAUCUUAGCAGAACCUUCUCCAUCUUCAACAACUACGCUGCGAACUUGGAAACUUUGACAAAUCCAUCUCUUUACGGAUUCAACCAGCUUUGACCAAGCGCGCCUGAUGCGGAGAGCCUGGACUUUGGGACCCUCAACUACAACCCGCUCGUUACUUGUGGUAAUGCAGGGUCCGCCUAGUGUGCAAACCCUCAUCAGUUAAUCACCUCAUCCUUUUUACAUAUUCAGAAACAUCCAGUCUACAAUUAUAUAAGAUUUGUGAUGGCUCACUUGAAUCCAGCACUAGAAUGCACACUUUAGACAAAAAAAUUUUCAUCGACAUUAUCAAUUAGAUCGAACAUAUAAUGAAUAGCUUUUCUGGUUCAGAUAACAUCACGGUUAUAACAAAGGGAGGGUUUAGAAACACAAGCGUUCAAAGUUGGAUCAUGGUGAUUCUAUGAGCACGUACUAUGCACCAGAGUGUCUCGAACCUAGGUCCGUCCCUCGUUCACGGAAUCAAUGAUUAGUCACUGAACAUCUUGGUGAGAAAUCUUUGCUACGAUCGGCGUAAUCCAUAAUGACGGUCAAAGUGAGCGUCCAUUUCCAACAUGGACACGUAAUUUUCUCAUAUACAUUAGAAAUAUAUCACAUGGAGAGUCACCACGAGCUGCGCACGGACAUUCUUUAUGGUUUUGUAAUUGAAAAGCAACUGCAAUGGAUUUACUUGCGCAAGUUGAUUGAAUCAUCUUGUAUGGUCUAUUCCAGACCAUGGAAUAGCCUUGACUCGC